CUGAUGAUGUCGUUCUUCCCUCUCUGUCCAGCUGACGUCUCUCUGGGAUUUAAUCCUCUCUCCUCUCUGGAUGUGACCGUGAUGGAUCCUCCUCACAGCAGCCUGAACAGUCCGAGUCUGGAGCUGAACCGUCUGCGGCUGAGUGACGGGCAAGCCACGGAGUCGGCAGACGGCGGUGGCGGCGGCGUGGACGACCUGCCGGUUCCUCAGCAGAUCCGGAUCAGUAACAUCACCUGUGAUUCGUUCAAGAUCAGCUGGGAGAUGGAGAGCAGACGCAGAGAGAGGAUCAGUCACUACUUCAUCGACCUCAACAAGAAGGAGAACCAGAAGGAGAACAAGUUCAAACAUAAGGAUGUACCGACGAAGCUGGUGGCGAAGGCGGUUCCCCUGCCGAUGACGGUGCGAGGUCAUUGGUUCCUGAGUCCUCGUACAGAGUACACCGUGUCCGUCCAGACCGCCGCCAAACAGCCGGACGGAAACUACGCCGUCUCUCGGUGGAGCGAGAUCAUCGAGUUCUGCACCGCAGAUUACUCCUCCGUCCAUCUGAACCAGCUGCUGCAGAAAGCCGAGGCGAUCGCCGGCAGGAUGCUGCCGUUCAGCGUCUUCUACAGGAACCAGCAGGAGGAGUACGUCCGGCAGGCCAGCCCUUCGUAUCGCUCCAGAGAUGCUCAGUGCCGCCGCAUGCUGCCGUCGGUUAAAGACAACAGCGGCAGCCACGGGUCACCCAUCAGCGGCAAACUGGAGGGCGUCUUCUUCAGCUGCAACACCGAGUUCAACACAGGAAAACCCCCCCAGGACUCACCGUAUGGACCCCACCGCUUCCAGAUCCGAGCCGCCGUCCUCUUCAACCAGAACACCAACGUGUACUUCGGGGAUUUCUACUGCAUGUACACGUCCUACCACUACGUCAUCCUGGUCCUUGCUCCGGACGGCUCCGACGGAGACGCCUUCUGUAAAGGGAGGCUGCCAGCGCUAGACCGGUCCGACAACCGCCUUCUGAGCUGCACGGAAGAGGACGACGGCUCGCUGUCUUUCCGCCACGCCCAGGACGUCAUCCUGGAGGUGAUCUACACGGAGCCGGUGGACCUGUCUUCAGGGACGAUGGCGCAUAUCAGCGGCCACCAGCUCAUGAGUCAGUCCACCGCCAACGCCAAGAAAGACCCCAGCUGCAAGAUCUGCAACAUCAGCGUGGGACGUUAGCCGGACCGUCUGACGGGACGACCGGCUAGCUGCUAAUAACUAAAGACAUAAAGACAUAGCUGGCUAGAUGGUAGCUAAGUGCCGGUGAUGCCGGGCCGGCUGGCAGGAAAUUAAUUGAACUAAAUUCUAAAUUUUGAAUAUGUAUCAACAUUUUAUUACGAAUGAUUCUAGUAUUAUAAAUCAUCCGUUGGUCAUCCAGAGUUCAUAGUUAGCUCCGCUAAGGAGGUCAUCGUUGUCUUUGUAUCGGCUGGUUUCAGUUUGUCGGCAGGAUUACGGAAAGAACGACCUGCCCAAUUUUCAUGAAACUGGGUGGAACAGUGUAACAUGGGCCAAAGAUGAACCCAAUCUGGAGUGGAUCUGGAUCGUGGAGAGAGAACCGGAUCCGGCGUUGGAGGCUCCCGUUCCCGCUUCCAUUGGUAGCGUUUCCUUUAACUCCGCCUCCCAGCCCUCGCUCCAGCCUCGGUCUGCGUCUCAUUCACAUGAACGGAGGAAGGAAAUAACUCUGGAUUCAGCUAUAAGUUCAUUUUAUAACUUUUAGGACCUGAUGAUUUAAAUGUGACGGACGCGGAAGUUGCAGUACCGCCGUUUGGCGACUACGAAAGCCAGCAUCAACAGCCGGCGCUCUUCCUCGGGGGCUUGAUCUGAAUCACAAGGCGGACACAUUCAUUAUGUUUCACUCAUGGAAGCGGCCUCGGCGAAGGUCUGCGCUCUCCGAGUGCCCCUCUAGUUCCAGAUGUAACUGUGAAGGAGAAUACAGAGCUGAUGUGGAACCAGAACUUUACGGUUCUGUUAAAGAAGAAGAAGAAGAAGAAGAAACCCCCAAAAUGACUACAAGUCCAGCUUGUCGAGGAGGAGGAUGACUUUCAUCCAGGAGAACGCUGCUCGUGUUCACAACAUUCAGUUUAAUUUUCACUGUACUAACGUCGUAGUUUUCAGCCCAAACAUGUUGUUCUUUCCUAAACCGAACCAGAGUGAAUCCAAGCAGAUGUUUUUGUUUAACUCACGUCAUUAAUCACGUGUUUAGUGCGAGCGUAAAGUGGCGCCAAGGUGUCUGAUAAAGCGUCAGUAUGUGACGGGUUGGGAUGAGAACGUGCUGAAAACUACCUGAUACCUUUAAUAUUGUUCCUUCUGAGUAUUUCUAUCAGACACUAAACACAGCGGCAGCUCGUUGCUGAUGUAUUGUCAGAUCAAUUAAAACCAUGUUGCUGCUAAA
This is a messenger RNA of Sebastes umbrosus (honeycomb rockfish), 2413 nucleotides long. Its product is annotated as phytanoyl-CoA hydroxylase-interacting protein-like. Gene Ontology annotation, cellular component: cytoplasm. Lineage: Eukaryota; Metazoa; Chordata; Actinopteri; Perciformes; Sebastidae. Gene Ontology annotation, molecular function: protein binding. The record is from RefSeq and is a predicted model, not a curated record. The transcript is spliced from 7 exons. Bases 4 to 1200 code for a protein of 398 amino acids.